CAAUGUAUGAGGCCUUUCUAAUGCGCCUACUGCGCACGCGCGGGCUGCCCUGAGCCUGCUCCGUAGCCCAAGCCCGCUAUCUACCCUCCCUCUUUCUUUCUUCCAGGCUUUGAAGUAGAAGGGCGGAGAACAGGACUCCCCUUGCCCAUACUAAUAAUGGCGCCGCUGAAGCGCUGAAGUAUACAAGAGCAUGCGCAAAGUCUACGUUCUGUGGGCUGCUGUAGCGCCGAAAGGGAAGAUGGCGGCGCUCAGGUCUCUGUGGAGAUUGCGGGCACCUUCAGGGUCAUGGAUACAGGGGAUUGCGUUGGGGGCGGCGCCCAGCAGAGGAAAGCAGUGGCAGCCUGAUGUGGAGUAUACUGAGCAGUUUGGAGGUGCUGUCAUGUACCCCACCAAAGAGACAGAAAAGUGGGUCCCUCCUCCUUGGAAUGACAGGGAUUCUCCCUCGGAUACAAACGUCUCCAAUCUGACCAUCAACUUCGGUCCUCAGCACCCUGCGGCUCAUGGGGUCUUGCGUUUGGUCAUGGAGCUGAGCGGGGAGACGGUGAGGAAGUGCGACCCCCACAUCGGCUUGCUUCACAGGGGUACUGAGAAACUGAUAGAGUACAAGACCUACCUCCAGGCUCUCCCGUAUUUUGACCGGCUCGACUACGUUUCCAUGAUGUGCAACGAACAGGCUUACUCCUUGGCAGUGGAGAAGCUGCUGAACAUCCGUCCGCCCCUGAGGGCUCAGUGGAUCCGAGUUCUCUUUGGUGAAAUCACACGUCUCUUGAACCACAUCAUGGCCAUCACCACCCAUGCUCUGGACGUCGGCGCCAUGACUCCCUUGUUCUGGAUGUUUGAGGAGCGGGAAAAGAUGUUUGAAUUCUACGAGAGGGUCUCCGGAGCCCGGAUGCAUGCUGCUUAUGUCCGGCCAGGAGGGGUCCAUCAGGACAUGCCUCUGGGGCUGAUGGACGACAUCUAUGAGUUCAUGAAGAAUUUCUCUAUCCGGAUAGAUGAGGUGGAAGAGAUGCUUACAAACAACCGAAUCUGGAAAAAACGCACGGUUGAUAUUGGAGUGGUCACAUCGGAGGAAGCUCUCAAUUGUGGCUUUAGUGGAGUGAUGCUUCGUGGCUCAGGGAUCCAGUGGGACCUUCGCAAAAGCCAGCCAUAUGAUGUCUACGACCAGGUGGAAUUUGACGUCCCAAUAGGGUCGCAGGGCGACUGCUACGACAGGUACCUGUGCCGAGUGGAAGAGAUGCGUCAGUCACUCCGCAUCAUCCUGCAGGCCCUCAACAAGAUGCCCGAGGGGGAGAUCAAAGUGGACGAUGCCAAGAUCUCCCCUCCAAAGAGAGCAGAGAUGAAGACUUCCAUGGAGGCCCUGAUUCACCACUUCAAGCUGUACACAGAGGGCUAUCAGGUGCCCCCUGGAGCUACGUACACAGCUAUUGAGGCUCCCAAGGGGGAGUUCGGCGUGUACCUGGUCUCCGACGGCAGCAGCCGGCCUUACCGCUGCAAGAUUAAGGCUCCAGGCUUUGCCCAUCUGGCUGGCCUGGAUAUGAUGUCAAGGGGUCAUAUGCUUGCGGAUGUAGUGGCCAUUAUCGGCACCCAGGAUAUUGUCUUUGGCGAAGUGGAUAGAUAAGCAUUGAGCUGCCUGGACUGAACAGACGUUGCUCCUCGGAGAGGGCGGCCUCUUCUUCUCUGGCCUUUCGGGCCGCCCAGCAAGGACUGUGCAUGCCUCUUCCUUUUUGUGUGUGUCUCUUUAUACAGUCUUGUGUGGCCCUUCCUUGUGACAGGGCUUAGCUAAAAUUAAAUUAAACUCUCUCAGCAAAAGCUGUGGAAUGGAAGCAA
This is a messenger RNA of Rhineura floridana, 1827 nucleotides long. RefSeq names its product NADH:ubiquinone oxidoreductase core subunit S2 (gene NDUFS2). Bases 191 to 1618 code for a protein of 475 amino acids. Gene Ontology annotation, molecular function: NADH dehydrogenase (ubiquinone) activity; quinone binding; NAD binding. The record is from RefSeq and is a predicted model, not a curated record. NCBI's taxonomy places the organism in Eukaryota, Metazoa, Chordata, Lepidosauria, Squamata, Rhineuridae. The transcript is spliced from 14 exons. Gene Ontology annotation, biological process: mitochondrial electron transport, NADH to ubiquinone.